This is a messenger RNA of Schistosoma turkestanicum, 2708 nucleotides long. Lineage: Eukaryota; Metazoa; Platyhelminthes; Trematoda; Strigeidida; Schistosomatidae. The record is from the annotation of a GenBank genome assembly.
AGCUAUGAGCAAAGUCUCAUUUCGAGCUCGACAAAUAGAUUUUAACAAACCCUUACCUAUUCUGAAGCAUGGUUCUGAAUUAUUCCUUGAAAUCAGUGAGAAUGCACUGGUCAAUCGUGGCGUUCCGCAGAUUCCCAGCGGGAUGGAGAAAGAGGAGGAAAAUGAACAUCAUUUUCUGGAGGUUAUUCAGGCCUUGCAACUCCGAACUGACUCAGAUGUAAAAAUACCUGUCCCCGAAAUAAUUGACAAAGAGAAUGAUUAUAAAAGAGUUUACCCAGACGGCUUUAGUUUACCAAAACAGCUUUUACAUAUCAGAACAAUAGUUUUCUCGGAAGAGGAACCUGUUGAAUAUGACAUGGAUAGUGAGGAUGAAGAGUGGUUCCAAAAAAGUGAUCUGGGUAUUACUCCUGAAAAAUUUGAGUCCAUGAUUGACCGCCUUGAGCGUGGCUGUGGUCAAAAGGUGAUGAAUUUGGAAGAAGCUAAGUAUCUCCUUCAAGAUCACCCAUCCUUAGUCAUCGCUGUGUAUGAUUAUUGGCUCAAUAAGCGUGUUCAAUCAAGACAACCUCUUAUUUAUGCUGUUCGACAAGAGCGACGUGAUGGAGGCAGUAACACGGAUCCAUAUGUGGCGUUUCGAAGACGAAGUGAAAAGAUGCAGACCCGUAAAAACAGAAAAAGCGAUGAACAGUCGUACGAAAGGAUGCUGAUUUUACGAGAACAAAUGGAUUCUUUAGGGGAAAUACUCGGUCGACUUGUAAAACGUGAAGCUACAAAGGAAGCUAUCGUUGGUUGUGAUUACAGAUGCUUUCAGCUAAGGUGCAAGUUAUGUGAUUGGGAAGGCUCAAGUCUCGUUGAGGCUGAAACUAUGGCACGUAACUAUCGCGAUAAUGAUGGAGCAUUAACAACGAAGCCCAUAAAAGACAACAAAAGGCGUCCUAAUCUCAAGCGCAAACUAGUCAAGAAAUUCAGCAAUCUUCCAAAUCCUACAAGUUCGGACGAGGCGUCUGACAAUGAUGAUCAUCAAAGUGGACCAUUCUCUUUUGUCAGAACUCCUGGUUGCCGAUAUUUGAAGCCAAGGUCAUUACCCGAAGAGUGUUCCGCACUCACCAGUUCCCAUCCUUCUCGUUCACCCUAUUCCUGCUAUACGUUGGCAACAAUCCCACGGCUGUGUCACACAAAACGUCUUACCUACACUGGCUACAUAAGGCGUCGUCUUGGUCGUGGGGGUCGAAUAAUAUGUGAUCGUAUCGCAGCUCCCCCAGCACUUUCUGCUUAUCUCCAGUCGUAUGAUGCGUGUUUGCAAUCUAGUGAUUCAACCAGUCCGAGUCUAAUGCCUUCGAACUUUUGCUGGCGACAAUCACAAACGAAAGAUGUUGCUUUGUUCAACAGACUAAAAACUUCUACUUUCGGUUCGCAUCGUGCGCGUCCUUCAUUCUCCUGGCCGGUUUCUGAACCUACCUUUCCACCAGUGCCCUUUGAACCUAUACUUAUUGAAUCGAAAGGAUCUGCUAAUCCUCGUAUGCCUCCUAUUUCCUACUGGAAGAAGGAUCGUCCAACAACCUCAAGGAAGUAUCCGGACGAUGAGACUGUAGAUGAAGUUGAUGUGGAUGCGGGACGUGAGUUAAAUGAUGUUCCGAAUGAUGGUUUGUUGAUUCAGGAAAAGCAUUCUCCGUCGCACCGUCUGAACGAUCAAACGCCAAAGAAAUCAGUUAAUGUAUCGUCCGCGGCUAUGGUGAGCCUUUUUUGUAUGUACUCAUUUUCAACUUUUUAAAGGCUUUAUCUUUCUGAUUUUGAGAAGUAUUCCCAUAUCAUGGUGUUUACUUAAUUUAAUUUUAGUCAGUCACGCAAUGAAACUGCUUUGAUGAUUAUGCAUUUGUUUUAUCUAAAUGAUCAGAUACUGUCACAAAUUAUGAUAUGUUAUAAAUUGGUUUUACAUUGAUGAUGGCUAAGACCUUAACAAUUUCUUUGGGCUUGCUUCAUACAUAUAUAGAUUCCCAUCACGAAUACAAAUAUGUGUCAAGCCUCCCAAGCGAUAUUGGUGCCGAAGUCUAGCAAUAGUUUGGUAUCAACUCAUCGCCUCUGGCGAAAGCUGACAAUGCCGUACGGUUUUACGCUUCAGCCUUCUGAGUUCCCCAGAUCCUCUAGUGUUGAUGUUUCUUUCAGCAAUUCUAAUGGUAACGGCCUUUCUUCGACGGACAACAGAAUGCUGCUGACGAAUCCUUCAGUGUUGCCACCACCUAAAGUACGUCGUUUAACUCGUGACUGUGGGCCUAGGGAUCCAAAAGUCCCUGGUCCUCAGCUACAUGUUACGAAUGGAGUAAGCCCAACACAGAUCUUUCAGCUUCCAACUUAACCCUUCGAUAUUCGCAAUUUGAAAAUUGCCUGUUUUUAUAGUUCAUUGUUAGCAUUUAACCGACUCUUCUCAAGUAUUACCUCAUUAUACCUUUUGUGAACAGUUUAUUUGCAAUCCCAGUGGUAUGAUCUUGUAGCUUUUGUAAAGCUUAUUAUUUUUGCGCUUCUGCGCUUCAGUUGUACAUAGGGGCCUUCACGGCCUCCCCCUUUCAUUGUCCCUGUACACUUUCCCCGUCGCUCCAGUGAGCUUGUAUAUUUUAUUGGCGCAUAGCGUCAUAUGUCAAUUGAAUCAAUGCAUAAUCUGAAUGAUUUGUUUUCUUUUUUAUGUAUAGUUAUUAUAAACUUGUUUGUGCCUUGGU